AACACUAGUGUCUUAAGAGAAUUUUAUUUCUGUUGAAUUCCUUGUACCGAUUUCCUUAUUUCUGUUCAUUAAUCGUUAUACCAACGACGUUGUCUGCAGUCAAAUAAUAGCGGAAACCUUCUGAAUCCCUGGUACCAGAUUUUAAAUUUUUUUUCUUCCUGUCGCGUUACAAACCGUUCUAGAAAAUUCAUGAAAGUUAUUUUGCCUAUACAAAACGCCUGAUCACAAUUAUUAAUAUACGUUAUACUCAGGUAAAUAUUUAAAGACAAUAAUGUUUGACGGUAUCGAUUAAUUUUUCAUUACAGUAAAAUUCCAAACCUGUGUAAUGCUAAGUUCUUCAAAUGUUUAGUUAGAAACUCAUCAUGUUGGAAGUCAAGAGUUCAUUACCAAUGCUUCCAACUUCGGCCAGUUCAGAACUGGAUACAGAUUUAACCAGUCUCAAUUGGUUACACAGUUUAACGAAUAUACUGGCUGUGCCAUCAUUACCAACACCGCCAGAAUCGCCCAACUCACCUGUGCGUUCGGCUGACCAGAAUCCGAAAAAACUUCCCCACAAAAUACGCUUCCAAAUGAGUUUGGAAAGUGCUGAACAGUAUAAAAAAAAUGGUGACAAGAAACCGCCGUUUUCGUAUUCAACUUUAAUUUGUAUGGCCAUGAAAGCCAAAGGCAAUAAGGUUACGUUGAGUUCUAUCUACUGUUGGAUCAAAGAAAACUUUUUAUACUAUCGAAAUGCUGAUCCAAGUUGGAAAAAUUCAAUUAGACAUAAUUUGUCGUUGAACAAAUUUUUUGUCAAAGUACCACGUUCUAAAGACGAACCAGGUAAAGGAGGUUUUUGGAAAUUCGAUGUUGAUUGUUUAGAAGGAGGAGCACGGCGCAAACGAACAAGUAAUCGUAGACGGACUAGCCGAAUACAGACAAAGAGUGCGGCUAAGGUUCAGGACGUUAUGACUGCGGAAGAUGAAAAAGCGUUAGAGCUAGCUGUUCAGUCACUAGAAGAAGAACAGCGACAUAUGGAUAAUUUGGACGGUUUUAAUCAGCAACACCCGUUGAUACUUCCUGUGGAUGAAUCAAUGGGUGAACCUGAGUUGGUUUACAGCUGUUCCAUAAAUGCAGCAACCGUGGAUCCGUUCAUGUCUUCUGUGGUCGAUUACACUGUUAUUGACAUACCUAACGAACAUUCGCAGCAAAUGGCAACAGACGAAGAACUUACCAUGUUGACUAACUUGACGUGGGAUGACUCGCAAAUGGACCUGCUUGACUCGUUACUCGAUUCUUUAUAAAUUUGUGAUUCGAGUUUACAUCAUACGCGCGAAUUUGCCUUCAUAAGAUAAUCUUCAUAAAUGUUGUAAAGUGUCAAAGUGAAACUAGUCUCUUUUUGUUUAAUUUUAAUUAAAAUUACUUGAGUGAUAUUGAAAACUGUUUUAAUUUAUCUUUUUUAUAUAAAAUAUGAUUUGACUUGCUAGUUUUUUUAAAAUGUUUAUCAUGUUUAUUGACAAUUUAAUUUAACACAAAUAUGGAUGUUAAACAUUUGGCAUUAAUCAUUUUGUCUAUUAUUUGUAACAAACGACUAUUCAUGUCUAAAACGAUUAGGAAGUUUGUAUAUUAAUACAGAUAAUAAUUGUAGAUAAUAACAAUUAAAUUUAAUAUUUUUUUUGAAAAAAUAAACAUCUGUAAUAUUAACAAAGUAAUUUUUUGAAGAGUUUUAUCCAUUGAGCCU
Messenger RNA from Daktulosphaira vitifoliae (grape phylloxera), 1717 nucleotides. RefSeq names its product forkhead box protein J1-B-like. The coding region runs from base 363 to 1280 and encodes 305 amino acids. The transcript is spliced from 5 exons. Lineage: Eukaryota; Metazoa; Arthropoda; Insecta; Hemiptera; Phylloxeridae. Gene Ontology annotation, biological process: regulation of transcription by RNA polymerase II. The record is from RefSeq and is a predicted model, not a curated record. Gene Ontology annotation, molecular function: DNA-binding transcription factor activity, RNA polymerase II-specific; RNA polymerase II cis-regulatory region sequence-specific DNA binding.